Molecule: messenger RNA, 2325 nt
Organism: Hyla sarda
Lineage: Eukaryota; Metazoa; Chordata; Amphibia; Anura; Hylidae
Gene: COL10A1
Product: collagen type X alpha 1 chain
Exons: 3
Coding region: 219-2225 (668 amino acids)
Molecular function (GO): protein binding
Source: RefSeq, a predicted model, not a curated record
AAAAAGUUCAAAUUCUAUCAUAUAAACAUUGUUUAAGGAAAAACGGCAUUCCUUAGCAAAGCUUGCAGAUCAGAGUGACCAGGCUGUGUUGAUGUUCACAUCUGAGGAAUAGACAGACCCAAUGAGAGUGGACUUGGUGAUGACCUGUGCAAGCAAGUGCUAACAGGAACUGGACAAUUAGAACCCUCACCCUUCUGCAAAAGAACAAGUCUGGUAACAUGAACUUACAAAGCAGCAUCUUCUUGCUCUUGUUGUUUCCAAAUUUUGUCUACACAUCUGGCUUUUUUCCUGAAAGACAUCCGAAGCAAUCAAGCGUAAAAGGACCACCACCUUUCUUACCAUUCAAUGCGAAAAGUCAAGUUAUUCCAAGCGGGCCAGAACAAGGGCAACCUGGUCCCCCUGGACCAAUUGGUCCAAGAGGUUUGCCUGGACCACCAGGACCACCAGGAAAACCAGGUUAUGGGACACCUGGUCCACAAGGAGCUCAAGGAGUGCCAGGACCACCAGGAUUCUCUUCCAUUGGAAAACCAGGCCAACCAGGUAUACCUGGAAAGCAUGGAGAACGUGGAGAACAAGGAGAAAAGGGGGACAUUGGACCUAUUGGACUACCUGGACCAAGAGGUCUUCACGGACCACCUGGAUUUCCUGGUCCAGCUGGAAUUUCUGCUUCUGGAAAUCCAGGUCCUCAAGGAGCGGUAGGAAGCCCUGGGCCAAGAGGAGCUCCUGGAUUUAAAGGUGAACCUGGUAUGCCUGGCCUUAAUGGACAUAAGGGGCAAAAUGGUUAUGGAAUUCCAGGUCAACCAGGUGAGAGAGGACCUCCUGGUAUGCCAGGCCCACCUGGGCCUGAAGGUCCUAUUGGAAUAGGCAAACCAGGCAUAAAUGGUUUUCCUGGACAACAUGGAAAAGUAGGUGAAAGAGGUCUACCUGGUGUACCAGGGAUUCAAGGUCUACAAGGGCCCCAAGGACUACCUGGACAGCCUGGACAAACAGGAAUUGGGAAGCCUGGAAUAAAUGGUGCACCUGGUCUCCCAGGGCCUUCUGGACCUAAAGGACAUCCAGGUCUCCCAGGCAUGCCAGGCCCUCAAGGAAUGCAAGGCUAUGGAAAGCCAGGCUUACCAGGAGUGAAGGGGUUAAGAGGACCUGAAGGGCUCCCUGGUAAUCCUGGGAUUAAAGGAGACCAGGGAGAAAUAGGGCAUCCUGGACAACCUGGCACAACAGGUUUGCAAGGAAUUGCAGGUAUGCAUGGACCUAGAGGGGUUCCAGGAGAGGUUGGCUUUCCAGGACCUAAAGGUGACAUUGGUCCUAAAGGUUUUUCAGGAGCACCUGGACCUAAAGGUGAAAGAGGUUUACCUGGUUUAGACGGUAAACCAGGCUAUCCAGGUGAGCCAGGACAUGCUGGCACCAGAGGAAUUCCAGGUACUGCAGGACAAAAAGGAGAGAAGGGCAUUACAGGACCCCCUGGGGUGCCUGGAAUAACUGGUCCAGUAGGCCCUAGAGGAGAAUCUGGUUACAGUGGAGAACAGGGUCCCAGAGGAACUACAGGUAUACCAGGUAUGCGGGGGCCAACAGGACCACCGGGCAUUCCAGGUAUGCCAGGUCAAAAGGGUGAACAAGGUUUCCCUGGUUUACCAGGUCCUGCCGCUAUUGCAACAAAUGGCAUUCAAGGGCCAAUGGGACCACCUGGGAUUCCUGGAUCAAGAGGGAUAAACGGUGAACCAGGAUUACCAGGACCACCAGGACCACCAGGCCAGCCUGGUCAGAUAAUAAUGCCACAUCAAAUACCAGAUGGAUAUGCAAAAUCAGGCCAAGUUCAAGGUCUAAGAGAGCUUCGAGUGUCAGCAUUUACUGCUAUCCUUUCCAAAGCAUUUCCAGCAGUCGGAGUACCCAUAAAAUUUGACAAGAUCUUAUAUAACAGGCAAAAUCACUAUGAUGCCCGAAGUGGAAUUUUUACAUGCAGGAUACCAGGGCUAUAUUAUUUUUCUUAUCAUGUACAUGUAAAAGGUUCAAAUAUUUGGGUGGCAUUAUAUAAAAAUGGUACACCAUUAAUGUAUACCUAUGAUGAAUACAAAAAAGGAUACCUUGACCAAGCAUCUGGUAGUGCUGUCAUCGAUCUUACUGAAAAUGAUCAAGUUUGGCUGCAGUUGCCUAGUGCAGAAUCUAAUGGUCUAUAUUCUUCUGACUACAUGCAUUCCUCUUUCUCAGGUUUCCUAUUUGGCCUCACAUGAUAUGUUAUUAUUGCUCAACUUCAAAUCUGAUGCUUGAAAAAUUGUUAUUUUAAAAAAUUAUUGUUUUGUGUUGUUUUGAAUAUAAUACAGUGCAAGGUAU